Molecule: messenger RNA, 5355 nt
Organism: Cladocopium goreaui
Lineage: Eukaryota; Dinophyceae; Suessiales; Symbiodiniaceae
Source: the annotation of a GenBank genome assembly
AUGGACAGGGUCCAACAAUUGCAGGCCGGGCAGAGCCAGGCUGCCAGGCUGGAUGCCUCCCCACAUUUCGAGUUGGAGAUGCCGUUUUGCACGAACGCUGCGAAGGAGAAGUGGUUCACGCCAGACUUGCGCCGAGCCAUGCAUUACGGCAACGGGACAAAGGGACGUGUUUACGCAGAGAUUGAAACGACGAAUGGCACCUGUUGGGUGGACUAUGAGGUCAACUCAGAACGUCGCCGCGGCUUGUUGCGCCUGGAGGAGUUGUACCAACGAAACCAGGAUCAGCUGCGUGACCCCUGGGCGCUGGCUGAGUACCUGGUCACCAGCGACAUCCGCCUGGUCCGCGCGGAAUUCCUGUGGCAGCUCUGGCGACAGCAGCGGAGCUUGCCGCGGCGGCAAGAGGCAGAAGAAGAGGUUGUGAUGUGCAACGGUCACCAGCUCUCAGCCCUCGUCACACAUCGCGAAGUCGAGUCCUGGGCAGAGAGCAUGGCAACCUCGACCUCGACGACCUUCAUCUGGGCGGUGUCGCAUUGCUGGGAGAUGCGGGAGCAUCCGGAUCCCUUUCGGCAUCAGCUGGAACAUUUGGUGAAUUUCACCUCCCUUCAGCACGUGGCCUACGAGGCCCAACAGUGGCUUUUCUACGACUACCUGUCGGUCUUCCAAUUCCAGCGCUCAAGUGGACAUGAGGAGGAGAGCUUUCGCCUGGCUCUGAAGAAAAUGCACAUGUUCUACUCGCACGCCUGCACUCGCACCCUGCGCAUCGAAAGUUUGACACCUGAAAAUGUCAGGGAAGAUAUGAUGAAGGGUGAGGAGGAUCUCCUGGUGUUCCAUGGACCAUCCGGACACUUGGCCCAUGUGCCCUUGUCCCAGUCGCGCACAGUGCACCAACAUCCACCCUGUAGCUCCCCUUCUUGCGGUUUCCUCCACUUGAACCUGGUGCCCUUCACACUCCGCGGCUGGUGCCGAGUGGAGUCGGAGUGGUCCACGAUGCGCGGCGCCAGCGGCGCCAGCGGCGCCAGCGGCACGCGGCGGAUUGACGAAGGAUCCGAACGAAGUGUGGAGAUGGAGGAAGAUGGAGGCCACAGAGAAAAAACUGACGCAGACCCAGAGUUCUACAAUUGCAAAGUGGCUAUGCCUCCGGAAAUUUUUCGGGAGCAAGCCACCUCAGAGAUGUUGAGAUUUACGCAUCGCUCGGAUCUGAAGGCGGUGAUGAAGCUGCAGAAGAGAGUCUUUCUGGAGAAAGCUGCCAGCUGUGAAGCCUUGAUCCAAGAGCGCCUGCCGGAUCGCGAGUUGCAGAUUUUGGCGGCUGGGUUGCAUCACUACAAGAGUUUGGUGUCGCUCACUCUUCGCAAGUGCUACUUUGAAGACGAAGGAGCGAAAAGAUUGGGCGAGGCCUUGGAUGCGCGUCUGCCUCUACGUCAGCUGCGCUGCAGCGAGUGCCGUGGCGGCGAUGUCUUGGCACAGGCCGCAGCGUUGGCUCUACGGCACUGCUCUCUGAGUCAACUGGUGCUGGCACAUGACCACAUCAGUGUGAAGGGCGCUGAGGCCUUGGCAGAAGCUUUGCAGCAGAACCGGCUGACGGAGUUGGUCCUGGAUCACAACCAGCUGAGACCCCGUGGGGCUGAGGCCUUGGGCAAAGCUUUGAGAUGGAACCAGACAUUGAUUCAUUUGGACUUGGCCCACAAUUUCAUCGGCUACAAGGGCGCAGAGGAGUUCUCCAAGUCUUUGCGAUUGAACCACACUCUACAGCGCCUACUGCUUCCCUUCAACAACAUCAAAGACAAAGGUGCUGAGGCCCUGGCUUUAGCCCUGCCCAGCAGCUUGCAGCACUUGGAUCUCACCAGCAACGACCUUCGAGAAGCUGCCGCGGAGGUGCUAGCUGCGUGUUUAAACCAUCACCUUCGGCGGCUGGAUCUGGGUAUGAACCGCCUUGGUGAUGGUGGAGCAGAGGCCUUGGCCAAUGCCUUGCGCGGCAACGAAUGCCUGACGCAUUUGGACCUCUCGCACAACGAUUUGCAGCGCCCAGCUGGUGAGGCUCUAGCGGAUGCCCUGCGGGUCAACACAAGUCUUUCGCAUUUGGACCUGGCUCGCAAUGAGUUGCGGCAGCGGGGCGCUGAGGCGUUGAUCGGAGCCCUGCAUGAGAAUCGCACGCUGCGGCAUUUGGAUCUGGCGGAGAAUCGUGUGGGCUUCAAAGUGGCGGAGGCUUUGGCAGAGCUUCACAAACUCAAUGAGGAGGUGGAGGUUCUCUUAGAGUACGAAGCCACCUCCGUAAGUGGCGUUUCCGAUGCUGACGACGGCAUCGGAAACGCGCCGGUGCGUUGCAAGGCCCUUGCGGCAGAUCUUCGCAGCGGGGCGAUGUUGAGCACGUUGAAGUUGGCACGUGAUGAGUUGAGUGGUGGGGGAAUUCAGGUCUUGGCGGAUGCCUUGAGCAUCAACAGCUCGGUCCGCAGCUUGUGCCUGGAAGGUGCAGAACUGGGCGACUUUGGGAUCCAGGUAUUGGCAGAAGGUCUGAAGAAAAACAACUCCAUCAGGAUAUUGAACCUGCGCGACAAUUUGAUUGGCGAUCCUGGAAUCAAGGCCUUGGCCGGCGCGCUGAAGAGAAACGGCAGCAUCAGACUCUUGAAGCUAGAGAUCAACGAAAUUGGCGAUGAGGGAAUCAAGGCCUUGGCCGUGGCGUUGAAGUCGAACCGAGCCCUGCGGACGCUGUUUCUGGGGAACAAUGAGAUUGGAGACGAGGGAAUCAAGGCCUUGGCUGAAGCCUUGCAAGAGAACACUUCAGUGAACACCUUGGGCAUCCGCGGCAAGAACAUCUUGCGCAUCACCUCUGCCACGGCACCACUGUACCUGGUGCACAACGAGCUGGGCGACGACGCCAUCAAGGCACUGGCUGAAGCUUUGAAGGUGAACAGAUCAGUCAGCCAGCUCUAUCUGGGUGAUCAUGACAUUGGCGACGAAGGCAUCAAGGCAUUGGAGGCGUUGAAAGAUGAGAAGUUGCGGCAGGGCCAACGUUUGGUGCCGGUGAACAUGGCCUGUUGCGAUGAAGAAGAAGUCUUGACAGCCGGCAGCAGAUAUCACUAUGUGGGCCCUAGUUCUGGAGCAUACGAACAAGUCACAGAGUUGAAGUAUGUGGGUGAAGGACAGGGGAGCAUCUCGAAAGAACAGGUGAAAGAAACAAAGCCAGGUGUCCCCUGGGUGUGGUGUGCCUGUUUGGCGCCUCUGUUGAUCUUGCCCUUCCUGCCCUUUUUCUUCAUCAAUCCCGCAUCCUUCGAGAACGAAGUUCAAAUGGGAGCCGCCCCAGUAAUCACCACGACGUCGAGCCCGCGACAAAUCAUCAUCAGGCACCACGUGAUACACCGCAAUCGGGUGGUUCAUGUACCAGUGCCGAUGCCUGGCGCGCCACAUGUGGUCUAUGACAAGGUGCAGUCUCCCCAUAUGUCCUACAGCUGCUAUGACGCCGAGACGUCUGCAGGGAAGUUGUGGAGCCCCAAGCACAAAGCCUGGUGCUGUUGGAAGCAGAACAUCGCCUGCCCGACCCAUGUGGUUACCCAUGACAAGUACAUCCAUGUCACCCACACCCAUGCAGUGCCCGUGCCGAAAUACUACAAGGUGCGCAUCCCUGCUGAGGCCCCGAAGCCCAUCUACGAGAAGGUGCCCAUCCCUACUGAUCCGUUGCCGCCGAAGAAGGUCAUGGUGCCCGUGAAGGUGCCUGGCAAGCGGCCGCCGCCCAUUGUGCAUUACAAGUAUUUGCCCAUCGAAAAGCACUACGAUGUCCCCCACACCGUCUACGACAAGAAGAAGGUGGAGGUUCCGGUCAUCGUGAAGCGCUACGUCAAGGAAGAAGUGCCCGAAACGCCUGAGGUGGUGACCAAAACCGAGCACGUCUACGUGCACGAAAAGGGCUAUGAUUGCGUAGAAGGCUUCCACAACUACCAGGAGCUGUGGACCGAGGACCAGAAGAGGUUCUGCUGCUGGAAGCAUGACCGGGGUUGCCCCUCCACCCACUACAAGACCAAGACAGAGGUGAAGACGCGGGUGAAGUAUGUGGAUGUGCCAGUGCCCUCCCCGCCGAAGAUCAUCGAACGGGAUCAUGAGGAGCACAUGACCAGUUUCAACUGCAACGAGGGUUUCAGCAAUUGGUACCAUGGUUGGUCACCUUUGAAGAAGAAGUAUUGCUGCGCACACGAGGAUCGAGGAUGUCCUGGCUCGAAGCAUGGGCAUUGGGAGAUGCAUGGGCAUGCCUCUGUCCAUGUGGAAGGAGGUGGCAAGGCCAAGGGCAAGAUCUAUGAUUGCGGCGCUGGAUUCUCCGACUGGCUCCAAGGUUGGUCGGAUUCCAAGAAGACUUGGUGCUGCGAUCAUGAGAGCAGAGGCUGCGUGAAGCAUCACUGCUUCACCGGAACCAUCUCCGACUGGAACAAGGACAAAAGGGACUGGUGCUGUAGAACCCAUCAGCGAGGUUGUGCUCACACCACCUUGUCCCCCUUGGGUUGCGAUGCCGUUUGUGAACUUCAUGGAGAGUCUUCCACCUGCCACGAUCGCAUCCACUGGGUCCGGGACAACGUCUUUGGAAGCCGCGAGAACAAUUGCGCAUUGGCCUACAGCAAGGUGCAGGUGGAUUGCGACGUUUGCCGAGCCUGCACCAUUCAGGCUAUGGGCUGCGAAGUGGCCGGUGGUGGUGGUGGCCCUGCCUUCGACUGCAAUGCGGCGCUGGGAAACUUUGCCAGGGCUUGGUCACCACCGAAGAAGCAGUGGUGCUGCAGCAACCAGGGCAAAGGUUGUGAAGGCAGCAGUCCACCCACUGUGGAUCCAGGCUUUGGAAUGCAGUGGAAACACGUCCAGGUCAGUGGCGCCUGGACCUGGGUCGCAGUACACGUCGCGGGGGCUGGAGGAGCUGGAGGGGCGGUGCCGCCCAAGUUGCCCUAUGAUUGCGGCGCUGGCAUGGCCAACUGGCAGUUGGGCUGGUCCGACGCGAAGAAAGGCUGGUGCUGCGCCAAUAAACACAUCAAUUGCGCCGCUGGUGGAGCUGCUGGUGGAGCUGCUGGUGGAGCUGCUGGUGCUGCGGGUGCUUCUGGAGGUGGCUCUUGGUCUCAUUCCUUCUCCGUCUCCUCCAGCUCUGGACACCCACCCUCCGCUGCGGCGAAGGGGAUGGUGUGGCAAUGGCAGACAGACCAUUGGGUUCAGAUACAUCACACUGGCAAGAUGCCCUUUGCCUGCCAUGCAGGUCUCGCCAAUUGGCAACAGGGCUGGUCUGGCGCCAAGAAGGCGGAAGAUGGGAAGAAUUGGCCGCAUGGCCUCCGCCCCCACGGUGACCUCGGGUCCGAACUUGCCCUGCACAGCGAUCUUUCUGGAAACGAGUAG